Molecule: messenger RNA, 780 nt
Organism: Schizophyllum commune H4-8
Lineage: Eukaryota; Fungi; Basidiomycota; Agaricomycetes; Agaricales; Schizophyllaceae
Exons: 3
Coding region: 448-780 (110 amino acids)
Source: RefSeq, a predicted model, not a curated record
GUGCGCGAGCGUUUUUCACAAAGUCUCGUAUACUGACGUCACCGUAUCUGUGUGUCUUCGAGCUCGCCACUAUACCAAGACCUCACCUUGCCCCAGAUGGGUCCUGCCGUGGGAAACGCACCGUUCCCAUUGUGGCCGGGAGCACUGAGCGAGACGGACCCCGCAACAUAUCGUCGCACCCGCCCGGAAUCUCACCUCCGCGCGCAAGCCUGCCUUCCAUCGCCGAUCCUCAACGCGCCCCCAUGACGCGUCCCGCCCGAGUCUAACCCCCCUCGCCCGAGUCUAACGCCUCCCCGCCCGAGUCUGACGAUGGCUGCCCUCUGGUCCCGUCACGGUCUCCACCCCGCGUCCAAGCUUUUGUCCCGCGUCCAAGCUUUCGUCCCGCGUCCAAGCUUUAGUCCCGCCCCCUAGCAGUAUAUAAACCCUGUCCGGCACCCUUCACACCAUAUGUUCCGCCUCGUCGCCCGCUCGACCGUCCCCAAAGUCACCGUUACCACCGUCCGCUACCAAUCCACAUCCAAGAUGGUCCACCAGGCAAUUGACGAGACCGCGCGCGACGCCGGCGCCGCGAAGGAGACGAGCCCGCAGAACCCGUCCGUCCUCUCAUCUGCUGGUGCCAUUGGCAAGCAGUUCAACCCGGACGGCAGCAUCGGCCAGAUUGGAGAGAAGAUUGGCGGACCGUUCUCUUCUGACGGUGCCAUUGGCAGCCAGUUCGAUGCAUCGAAGGAGGGCAUUGCUGGGCAGGUUGAGAAGGCGGUGGAUGGGCCGGCGAAGAAGUAG